AUGAAGGAGGUUCCCAAGCUGCCUAUCAUAGACUUGUCCUCACCGGACCUCCUCUCCACCGCCAAUUCCCUCCGUCAGGCAUGCAUAGAGUAUGGGUUCUUCUACGUGGUGAAUCAUGGUGUGGAAGAGGAGCUAACUGGGAAAGUUUUUGAGGAGAGCAACAAGUUUUUCUCACUUCCUUUGGAGGACAAGAUGAAAUUGUUUCGCAAGGAGGAUAGAGGCUAUACUCCCCUCUUUUGGCGAGAUACUCCAUCCCUACUCUGCUCCCAAAGUGACUCCAAAGAGAUUUUUUACGUUGGUCCUUUGGAAGACAUUUCAAUGGUCAGAGAACCACAACAUAAAUGGCCAUCACAAGAAAUUCUACCAAGCUGGAGAGCUACAAUGGAAUCCUUUUAUAAAAAAGUUUUUUCUGUUGGAAAAAGAUUGCUCUCUCUGAUUGCCCUGGCUUUGGACCUGAAUGAAGACUAUUUUGAAAAAGCCCGAAAGUUGGAUCGACCAACAGCGUUCCUUCGCCUAUUGCGUUAUCCAGGUCGUUUUGGAGAUUCUGGUGAAGAAAUUUAUGGUGCCUCUGCUCAUUCAGAUUAUGGAAUGAUCACUCUUCUUGUUUCUAAUGGUGUUCGAGGACUUCAGGUCUGUAGAGACAAAUCCAAAGAGGCCCGGGUCUGGGAAGAUGUUGUUCACAUAAAUGGGGCAUUCAUUGUCAAUAUUGGUGACAUGAUGGAGAGGUGGACUAACUGUUUGUUCCGGUCUACACUGCACAGAGUGAUGCUAUCUGGACAAGAACGCUACUCUGUGGCUUUCUUCUUAGAUCCCAACGAAGAUUAUGUGGUGCAAUGUAUAGAGAGUUGUUGCAGCGAGUCAUCUCCCCCAAGAUUUCCCCCAAUUCGGAGUGGCGACUACCUAAAAGAGCACUUCAAGCUUACAUUUGGAUCCUAG
Molecule: messenger RNA, 936 nt
Organism: Ziziphus jujuba (common jujube)
Lineage: Eukaryota; Viridiplantae; Streptophyta; Magnoliopsida; Rosales; Rhamnaceae
Product: 2-oxoglutarate-Fe(II) type oxidoreductase hxnY
Exons: 12
Coding region: 1-936 (311 amino acids)
Source: RefSeq, a predicted model, not a curated record